GUUCCAGUUACUCUCCCAGUAACUGGAAAAAAAAUAAAAUAGUCACCAUACACAGCACCUGCCGUUCCUAUUACUGCCUGGUUCAAUGUUUUACUUCUUUCUUUUUCUUUUUGACUCUCCAGCUACCUGCUUCGCUCUCUUCCUUAUAUUUUCUUUUCUAAAUCUGGCUUCCCCUAUUUCCUAUCUUCCCCAAGCCCUUAGUUUACCCUUACUCCUGUCUGCCUCCCACUCCCAGACUUUCCGUGUCGUGCCACCUUCUCUCUUUCUCCUCUCUCUCAAAAGAAAAAAAGAAAAACUCAUUUUUUGCUGGCUAAAACCCCAUCUUUUAUAGCCCAGCCCUACCUCAUUAUGAGCUGCAGGUGUCCUUCAGUUAAUGUGGUAGCCCCGCAUUUGCACGAGGUAGCUAAAACGGGAACAGAACAGACUGACAAUUAAUUACAAUACAGUCAGCCAUUUACAUUUGGUACGGGGAUAAUUAACACAGGGAUAACCGAUUUGUCACACUGGUAACAUCUAUAUAAUUACAUAAUUUUGCUUCACAGUUGAAUGAAGCCUGCUGAAUAAUGCUACAUUAACAUAUUGAAUUACAUACCGCAUUGUAGUUUUCCAUACUUAAUGAAAAACAGACAACAAUUAAAAAAUGUGACAUUUCGAAAUCCAACAUGCAUUUCUGCUGUGUGUCAGGGCUUCACUAAAUUCACUAAAUGUGGCUAUGCAGGGGAAAGAUCACCAUAAUAACCAGUGUGAGGAAAUGUGUAUUAAAGUUACAGUUAAGAACAUAAGAAAGGUUACAAAUGAGUGGAGGUCAUUCGGCCAAUCUGGCUCGUUUGGCUGUUAGUAGCUUAUUGAUCCCAGAAUCUCAUCAAGCAGCUUCUUGAAGAAUCCCAGGGUGUCAGCUUCAACAACAUUACUGGGGAGUUGGUUCCAGACUUCCACAAUUCUCUGUCUGUAAUGCCAGCUCAGACCCAGGCUCAGGAUUUCACCCAUUUCACCCAUUUUAAAGAAGCACUGAACAACAGCUUGACAAGCAGAGUAUGUUCAAUUAGUUCACUCUGGCAGUCUUACAGUACUGACAGAGCAUUUUGAAAAGCAGUUUUCAUCACUGAAUGAGCUGAAGCCAUUCAUUUCAUUGCUUACAAACCCGUUUGGAUUUGACUUUGCUAACAGUGUGCUGUUUUACUUUCUGUAAUACACCUGGAGCAUUUAUUGUAAGUAUACCGUCAUUUUUUAUGUUUGCUUUACUUGUUGCAGUGACCAUUAUAAUUUACACACGUGUAUCAUGUAAAUAGCUGGCAAGGAUGGGGGAUUGUGGCAAUGUGCCCCACCCCUGUGUGUAUUUUUGUGUUUUAUGUUGUAUGUAGUGUGUUAAUGUUGGUGUAUAGAUAUUACUGCAUGGGAUAUAAAUGGGUGUGUGUAGCACAAGUUAUUUAAAAUGUAUAAUUGUAUUUAGGCACAGGGAUUUAAAGUACUUAAUAAUAUGUGAGCACGGAGUUUCACAGAUUAGUUCACGUGCUAGGAUUCAAGUGAAUAAUUAAUUGGUAAUUGAAUCCCUGCACAAUUGUAUAUAUAGAUGCAUGUUUCAUUCACUCGGGGUUGUGUGUUCGGUGAGUGGAGAACGGAUGUGGAGAAGGAGGAAAAGUAAAGUAAACUAAAGUAUACUAAAAGAAUAAUUGUAAUUUAUUUAUUCUUACUCACCGUGUUUGUUUGUCUGUUAGUCCACAGUUUGUUUAAGUGUUAGUCUGUUUUGUUUCUCUAUUUUAUUUUGGCGUUAAGUGCUGUGUACUGUUUCUGUUUUGGCCACUGUGACAUUUUGUUUUGGAAAGUGUUUUGUUUUUAUUUAAAUAUUUUAUUUAAUAAAGAAACAAGUGCACUUGCAUCUUGCCCCACAUAACUUGCCUGUUUUGUGUUUCAUUAAUUUCUGGGUCUGACAUCACUCCAAAGCCAUCCUGUGACAGAGAGCGAAUGAAUCUGAAUCAACAAUCUCCCUCUCGAACUGUGAGAGCACUGUACAGCAGGAAUUGCGUGCCCCGUACUAAAUGGUUGGGCAGUUCAUUCCGGGGGUAGUUGGAAGCCGGCCAUUCAGGAAAGGGACGGCGUCACGGUACCAGGAAUCAUCGCCCUAGUACGGUAAGCAAAGUUUCAUUCAUGAAUUUGAGGAGACGUGAUUGAACUAGCUAUCGGAGGGGGCGGGGCUGAGGGUACUUUAGGGGGACGUGACGCUGUAAUCGGUACCUUUGUUGUGGUUGAUGGGAGGAAACGAGGACUGUUCGGAACCUGAGUUAAGUGUUUUGGUUUGUUUGCAAACUUGUGUGUUUUGUCUUCGGCAGUCUGAUUAAGCACGCAUCUGGGAGCUACAGCCUUGGGCUAUCGAUUCACCCGGACUUCACCGUACCUGCACUUAACCAGCAUCACUGUUUCCAGCACCGCACCUGCACUAAGAGCACGCACUGUCCGGAGACGUGUCUGUGUUUGUGUCUGUGUUUUUGUAAUUAUUAUUUCGGGACUGCAACCCCUUGUUUUGGCGCUGGCAAUACCCAUUGUUGGGUAGAGCCAGCUUUAUUAUUUAAACUCGGUCAAGGAGACUAACAAGGCAAUUAAAGAACGAACUUGAACCGUGAACUCUGUGUUUGUCCUUGUCUGGAGCACUUGCAUCACCCUUUCACUACGCACUGCAACCCACACGUUCACACAUCCUUACCAUAGAACUGUAUCAUGAAGCUGCAUUUCAUUUAAUUAAAAUGGAAAUGUUCCAGGUAAUGACAGUGUAGACAGAACAAGUACAGUUAUAAUGAGAAAGAACAAGAGGGAUGCAGUACCUGGAGAGAGAUUCCUGUGUGAUGGGGUUAUGAAACAAAUCUCAACAGGGCUGUACACGCAGGGUGAAAUCAGAGGUAAACAACUAUGACCUUCAUAUUCUGUGGAGAUUUUCAGAGUCAAUAAAACAGUCUGGGCUGCAAGUCUGAAUUACAGAAAUACCAAUUAGCAUUAACGUGAUCCUGGUACUGGAUGGUAAUGAAUGUAAAGGCAGGUUCUAAUGAUAAACAUUGAAGAAAAAAGAAAGAGAGAAAAGGAUAACAUUCCCAUUCAAGUUUUCAACUGAAAAAACGAUUAUUGGAAUACAAUGGAAUUGGGAUGGAAAAUGCAGAUUUUGUCUGACUCAAAUCACACAAAUGUUGCUGAAUUUGUUUUUGUAGGCUUUACUGGCGUAAGACAAGCUCCACAGUUAAUAGGAGUCACGUUUCUUAUCAUCUAUCUAUUGACUCUUCUUGGCAACCUUUUCAUUUUAUAUGUGAUCAAACAGCAAGAAAAAUUACAAACUCCAAUGUAUAUUAUUAUCUGUAACCUUGCUUUGUCUGAUAUCAUAUACAGCACAGUUAUAAGCCCUAAACUUAUACAGUCCUAUCUGUUUGACUUGAAUGCAAUACAAUUCCAUGUGUGUUUCAUCCAAAUGUAUUUUUUACACUUUGCUGGCUCGGUGGAUUCUUUCAUGAUGCUUGUGAUGGCACUAGACCGCUAUGUUUCAAUAUGUUUCCCUUUAAGGUACCCUGCUUUAAUUACCAAUAAAAAUGCACAAAUCCUGUGCAUUGUAGCCUGGAUGUUGGGAGCAAUCAGUCCACUGCCUCCAGUUAGCUUUGCUGCUAUACUUCCUUACUGUGGUCCUAAUAAGGUAAACCAUUUGUACUGUGAACAUCGUUCAGUCGCCAGACUCGCCUGCACUGACACAACUUUCAAUAUGCUUUUGUCAGUUAUAAUAGCAUGUUUAGUCUUAAUUGUUCCAUUUUCGAUUAUUUUGCUUUCUUAUUUAAAAAUAAUCAUCACUGUACUUAAGAUCUCAACAUCAGAAGGUAGAAAGAAGGCAUUUUACACAUGUAGCACACAGCUUAUUGUGAUUUCCAUUUAUUUCAUACCAAGAUUAUUUGUAUAUAUUGCUGCAAUGGUUGGGGUUUACAUGCCAGAUGUGGCCCGUGUCUCUUUGGGUGUCAUGUACUGCCUCCUACCUCCAUUAGCAAACCCAGUAAUCUAUAGUUUUAGGACUAAAGAAAUCAAGCAGUUAAUUUUCAAAUCGUUUAAACUGAAAACAGUUGUUCCCAGAGAGGACACAGUGGGAAAUAUUUGUGCUUGAAUGUUAAUAAACAUCUUUAAAUAUUGUGUAACAUUUUGUCUUUCGCUCCACACACAAAACAUAUAAAAGGUUAUUAUAAAGUCAUUUGGUGCACAAUUGUUGUGGAAAAAUCACUGUGUCAUGGCAGAUGGAGGUGAUUGUAAGACUAAAAGCAUGGGUCAUGGAGGGUGCUGCCAUAGGGAAAGAAAAAUACAUUUUGAAUAUAUUGUUUAAAAUUAUAUGAAGUACGUAUUUUCAAAAUUAUAUAAAGAUUUCGUAUAGUUAAAUAUCAUUCCCCCCACAUGUAUUGUAAGCUAAAUAAUGUAUUUUAAAUGUCUCAUAUACACUAUACAUAAUAGAAAUGAAAAUAUCUUCUUUACCUGCUUAAUAUGCUUCAUAGCUUCAUGUUUAAGCCAUUUUAAGAUUUCUGAUUUGAUUUCAAGACUCUUUUAAGAUAGCAUGUUAUCAUUCUUGUCUAUACUAGUUUUUAACAUCAUUGUAACUUGGACAGUUUUCAAUAAAAUAUUUUUCAUAGUUUAUCUUUUUCAAACUGCAUUUUUCUUGAUUUGCAUAUGUAAAAUCUUCAAACUGAAAAGUAUUUGCUGGAAUCAGUAAAGCUAUUCCCAUCUGCUCCUUCACUCACACAUUGCCUGCCAUUCUCAUAGUGUGAAUGGUCAAAUGGUGUAACUGGCUGCUAUCUGAAGUUUAACUUUUCCUAUUACCAGUAGUGUAACAGUGGUUAGCUAGGGCUCCUCCCCCGUUCUGUCACACCAAUAAUAUCUACCAAUAUCCAUAUUUAAACCUCAAGUCAUGCCCUUAUUCUGUCUUAUGGUU
Acipenser ruthenus (sterlet) is the source of this 4936-nucleotide messenger RNA. RefSeq names its product olfactory receptor 10G4-like. The record is from RefSeq and is a predicted model, not a curated record. The coding region runs from base 3122 to 4123 and encodes 333 amino acids. Lineage: Eukaryota; Metazoa; Chordata; Actinopteri; Acipenseriformes; Acipenseridae. Gene Ontology annotation, biological process: G protein-coupled receptor signaling pathway. Gene Ontology annotation, molecular function: olfactory receptor activity; G protein-coupled receptor activity. Gene Ontology annotation, cellular component: membrane. The transcript has 3 exons.